Talpa occidentalis (Iberian mole) is the source of this 658-nucleotide messenger RNA. It is a transcript of the gene TTR, whose product is annotated as transthyretin. NCBI's taxonomy places the organism in Eukaryota, Metazoa, Chordata, Mammalia, Eulipotyphla, Talpidae. The record is from RefSeq and is a predicted model, not a curated record. The coding region runs from base 84 to 521 and encodes 145 amino acids. The transcript has 4 exons. Gene Ontology annotation, biological process: purine nucleobase metabolic process. Gene Ontology annotation, molecular function: thyroid hormone binding.
AUCAGCAGCCUGGCUUGGGGGAAGUGAGUAUAAAAGCCCCAAGCUGGGAGCGGCCAUCAUAGAGCCCACUAGUUCUCGACAGGAUGGCUUCCCAGCGCCUGCUCCUCCUAUGCCUUGCUGGACUCGUAUUUGUUUCUGAGGCUGGCCCUACGGGCCAAUCCAAGUGUCCUCUGAUGGUCAAAGUCCUGGACGCUGUCCGAGGCAGUCCUGCUGUCAACGUGGAUGUAAAGGUGUUCAAAAAAGCUGCUGAUGAAACCUGGGAACCGUUUGCCUCUGGGAAAACCAGUGAAUUUGGAGAGCUCCAUGGGCUCACCACUGAGGAGAAAUUUGUAGAAGGGGUAUACAAAGUGGAAUUAGACACCAAAUCCUACUGGAAGGCACUUGGCAUUUCCCCAUUCCAUGAAUAUGUAGAGGUGGUGUUCACAGCCAACGACUCCGGGCAGCGCCGCUACACCAUCGCAGCCCUGCUCAGCCCCUACUCCUACUCCACCACAGCCCUCGUCAGUGACCCCAAGCAAUGAAGGACGCCUCCUGCUGUGGCUGGGCAGAGGGGCAGGAUUUCAUGUAACCAAUAGUAUUCCAUUUUUAUUAAAGCAGUGUUUUCACUUUAUAAGCUAUGUUAUAAACUCAGGCAGAAACAAUAAAACAUUCCUUUUAA